Molecule: messenger RNA, 3352 nt
Organism: Neofelis nebulosa (Clouded leopard)
Lineage: Eukaryota; Metazoa; Chordata; Mammalia; Carnivora; Felidae
Gene: CD22
Product: CD22 molecule
Exons: 14
Coding region: 386-3250 (954 amino acids)
Source: RefSeq, a predicted model, not a curated record
CAGAUGCCCAGGAGGGAAGAAUGGACUCAGGGAGGCGGGCUCUGAGAUCCUGCAAGGCCCUCAGCAGGCCUAUGUCGAGCAGGCCACCAUGGGUCUGGGCAGCAUGGCCUUGUCCUGAGCCUUUGUGCCUAAUGCCUAUUUUCCCCAGCCUCCACGCCCCACCCUGUCUCAGCAGCCUUCCGCUUCCAGGUCUAAGGUCCCACUUCUUAUGUCCCAGCGACUGCCUGGAGCUGCCGGGGGCGAGCACGUAGCUCUGCUCUGAGAAGUGCCCUCUCCCCCUCAUCCUGGUGUUCUCAAGGCAUUCCCCCAUGAAGGUGCGGCUGGCGGCUGGCGGCAGAAGGGGCACAAUGGCCCGGCUACUGGAGGCUGGUCUUUGCCCCAGAGAAUGGAAUCUAGCCCUUGCCACAGCUCUUGUGGAAACCCAAAGGUGACCCGCAGCGCAUCCCUCAAAACGCUGACCCUGCAGCCCUGCCGAGUUUCUCACGGGAAACGUAAAAUCGGUUCCAUGGCUAAAGAAGCGUGGGCAACGUACUGCACCGUACUGUGCUCUGGCCCCCGUGUCGGCAGAUGUGUGAUGCACACACAGCUGAUUAUAAGGGACCAAAAAGACCCACGGCUCCUGCCCAGACACAGCACCAUGCAUCUCCUCGGCCCCUCGUUCCUGCUCCUUGGUAAGGACUGUGGCCUAGGCUUGGGUUCUGGGAGUCUGUGGGAGCUAGAGGAGGAGGAAAGCUCUGGAGCAAAGAAAUACUUGGCCUUCUCUGACUCAUCUCAAUGGAAGUUUGAGCACCCCCACACCCUCUACACCUGGGAUGGGGCCUGCGUCUGGAUUCCCUGUGACUACAAAAUUCCAGGGAGUAGACAAAUGCUGGAAAACCUGACCCUGUACCACAACUAUCACUAUGACGAGACCCGCAAGGACUUCAGUGGGACCAUCCUGUAUGAUACCGCGAAGGCUGGGAAGACUCUGCCUCACCGGGAGAGGGUUCAAUUCCUGGGAGACAAAAAGUCCAACUGUACCAUACACAUCCACCCUGUGUCCGUCAAUGACAGUGGCUGUCUUGGGCUGAGAGUGACAACGAAGAAUGACAAAUGGAUGGAGAAAAUAGACCUCAACGUCUCUGAGACGCCUCUCUCACCUCACAUCCAGCUCCCUCCAGAAAUCCAGGAGUCCCAGGAAGUCACUCUGACCUGCUCGCUGAAUUUCUCCUGUCCUGGGUACCAGAUCCAGCUGAAGUGGUCCCUGGAGGAGCCUGCUGUCACCUCCACCCUCCUGACCACCAAGAUCGUGUCCACACAGAGCAAGCUCACCUUCCAGCCGCAGUGGACUCACCACGGCAAGAAUCUUUCCUGCCAGCUCUGGGACCCCCGAGCAGAGCGGAUACUCUCCGAGGAAAGCGUGGGGCUGGAUGUGAAGCAUGCCCCAAAGUUGAAGAUUGAGGCCACCCCCAGAGAAGCCAUCGUAACAGAGGGAGAGUCUGUGACCAUGACGUGCCAGGUCCUCAGCAGCAACCCCAGCUACCAGAAUAUAGCCUGGUUCAAGGAUGGGACCCUGCUGAGGGAGCAGGAGACACUCACGCUGACUCUGUCCACUGUGACCAAGGAGAUGAGUGGAAAGUACCAGUGUGAGGCCUCCAAUGAAAUAGGCCCAGGACAGUCGGAAGAAGUGGACCUUCAAGUAUAUUAUGCUCCGGAAUCUUCCAGGGUUGAGAUCUUCCCUUCACCAGCUAAGGAGGGAAAUAAAGUACAGAUGACUUGUGUGUCACCGGCCAAUCCUCCUCCAACAAAUUACACCUGGUAUCACGAUAAGAAAAAAGUACUCGGAAGGACAAGCAAGACCUUCCAGAUCCCAGCGGUCCUCCUCGGGCACGCUGGGUAUUAUUCCUGCUUGGCCGAAAACAGCCUUGGUACUGGACAAGUUGGCCAGGAAGCUGAGUUAGAUGUCCAGUAUCCUCCCAAGGAGGUAACCGCAGUGAUUCAAAACCCCACACCGAUUCGAGAAGGAGACAAUGUGACCCUGUCCUGUAACUACAAUUCCAGUAAUCCCGAAGUUAGCCGAUACGAAUGGAACUUCCAAGGCUCCUGGAAAAAACUAUUACGCGAGGUGCUGAUAAUUGAGAAAGUUUCCUGGGACGCCAGACCAAUCUCCUGUGCAGCCUGCAACCAGUGGUGUUCGUGGGCUCCCUCUGUCAGCCUGGAUGUCCUGUAUGCCCCAAGAGAUGUCAGGGUCCAGCAGAUCAGCCCCCCUUCUGACAUUCACUCCGGGCACCGAGUCCUCCUUGGAUGUAACUUCUCAAGUAGCCGCCCCAGAGACGUCCGCUUCUUCUGGAAGAAAAAUGGAAUCUUUCUGAAGGAGGGAAGAGACCUGACCUUUGACGCCAUCUCUCCAGAAGACGCUGGCAAUUACAACUGCUUGGUCAACAACUCCGUAGGACAGACCGUGUCUGAGCCCAGGAUCCUCCAAGUGCUGUAUGCACCGAGGAGGCUGCGUGUGUCCAUCGGCCCAAAGGACAAAGUGAUGGAGGGGAAGAAGGCAGUCCUGACGUGUGAGGGUGACGCCAACCCUCCCAUCUUCCAGUAUAGCUGGUUUGACUGGAAAAACCAAAACCUCCAGCAUUAUGAUCAGAUGCUGAGACUGGAUCCCGUGAAGGUCCAGCACUCAGGAGCCUAUCGGUGCCAGGCCAUCAACCGGCUGGGCAUGGGCCAGUCGACCCCCAGCACGCUCACUGUCUACUACAGCCCAGAGACCAUCGGCAGGCGAGUGGCCGUGGGAGUGGGGUUCUGCCUGGCCGCCCUCCUCCUGGCCUUCUGGGGAGUCAAGCUUCAGAAAAGCUGGAAGAAGAUACGGAGCCAGCAGGGGCUCCAGGAAAAUUCCAGUGGGCAGAGCUUCUUUGUGAGGAAUAAAAAGGUUCGAAGGGCCCCGCUCUCCGAAGACCCUCACUCCCUGGGGUGCUACAAUCCGGUGAUGGAAGAUGCCAUCAGUUACGCGACUUUGCGCUUUCCUGUCGGUGACGCCGACACACCAAUAACUGGAGAUGCAGGGACCCCGGAGACAGAGGGAACUUCCCCAAACAGAGACGACACGGUCACUUACUCCGUGGUGCAGAAGCAUCGAGUGGGAGACUAUGAGAACGUGGUUCCAGAGAGUCCGGAAGACGAGGGGAUACAUUACUCCGAGCUGGUUCGUCUUGGGAUUGGGGAGCGGCCUCUGGCCCAGGAAAUGGUGGAAUACGUGACCCUCAAGCACUGAGGAGCCAAACCCGCCGAAGCAGAGGCGCCAGGGGACCGCUGGGGCCAGGCCCCGCCCCUGCUGCUCAGCAGGCCCCAGCCUCCCCUCCACACACACACACAC